AUGACAACGAGUGAAAAUCAAGCGUUUAUGCAUCCAAAACUUUAUCAGAUUCGUGGUGCACAAUAUUCUAAACAAAGUAAAACAACGACUUUUCGAGUGUAUGCGCCGAAUGCACGAUCUGUGUCUGUCACUCUGACAUCAUUCGGCAGAGAAAUUUCCAGACUACCCAUGCACAAAACUGCCUCAGAUCUUUGGGAAACUGUCACUGAUAAAAUAUCACCUGGUUGUACAUAUCUCUAUCUUGUAGAAAACUGGGACGGUAAACAAAUGUUACGAACGGAUCCAGUGAGUUUUUCUGUUAUUUACAUUCCCGAAAUCAAUCAAGUACAUUCGCUUGUCCACGAUCAAACGGUUUAUCAAUGGGGCGAUCAACGGUGGAUGGAACAGCGCGUGCAAAUUGAUCCGUUACGAUCACCAUUGUCUAUCUAUGAGCUUCAACCGAAAUCGUGGAAAACUGAUGCAUAUCAUCCAUUGAAUUAUCGUCAAUUGGCUCCUGAACUAGCAAUGUACUGUCAAAAAAUUGGAUUUACUCAUGUGGAAAUAUUUGGUGUACUCGAUCAUGCCUAUCAGCUGGCACGUGGCUAUCAAGUGGCCAACUAUUUUGCUCCCUAUCGUGAUAAUGGCACAUGUGAUGAUCUGAAAUAUUUCGUAGAUCAUUUACAUCAGAAUAAUAUAGGAGUAAUUCUCGACUGGAUUCCAACUCAUUUCCAACAUUGUCAUCAAUCGGAUUCGUUCUCGAUUUCUCUGCACGAAUUUGAUGGAUCCAACUUGUAUGCUGAUAAAGCGUCAAGUUGGGGAACGCUCUAUUUUGAUUAUAACAAAGAAGAAACCUGUCGAUUGUUAUUUGCCAGCGCACUCUAUUUCCUCGACGUUAUGCAUAUCGAUGGAGUCCGUUUUGAUGCGGUCAGUACGAUGAUUCGACGGGAUUCGAAGGACAUUCCAGCAGCCAUUGAAUUCCUGCGUAAUCUCAAUCAAACUAUUCAUCGAUGUUAUCCUGGUGUUCUAUGCAUUGCAGAAGAAACAGAUGGAUAUCGAAAUUUGACGAAGAAUAUGAAUUUUGAUUUAAAAUGGAAUAUCGGCUGGAGUUUCAAUGCUCGGAAUCUCUUGCGCACGCCUUAUCAUGAAAGACCCAAUCAUUGGCAGCAACAAGUUCUCAGUACACUCUAUUCAGCGCAAAAAAGUGAAGAUAAAACGAUUCUUACGCUCAGUCAUGACGAUACGGAUUCCGGUGAGCACAAUAGUGAUAAAAUCCUAUUGAGAUGUGUGUCACACGGUCGAAAUAAUUUUGAGAAAUUUUCCGAUCUUCGAAACUUCUUUGCCUGGCAAACAUUGGCACCAAGUCGUGGUCACAUGAUUCACAUGGGUGAUGAAAUUGUUCAGCCUAUGUCAUGGUACCAACGCUUUCGUCAAGGUCAAUCUAGUAUGGAUUGGUCCUUGGUUAAAUCUUCCUCACUACAUGAAAAAACUCAAGAAUAUAUUGCUGAUCUUAACAGGCUCUAUCGACACCAUCCCCAGUUUUGGCGCAACGGCGAACAAGAUUUUAUGAUGAUCUAUGAAUAUGGGCCUAAUCUAAUUGUAGCUUAUCAUCGAGGUACAUCUGACAACAGGCGUAUGGCCAUCAUUCAUAAUUUUUCCAAUCGAGGAUAUCCAUCUUAUGAUGUGUCAUUACCGCGCUGGGAUCCUGAUGUGAAUCGUAUUCAGAAGACAGAGGAAAUUUUCAAUUCCGACAAUCCAAUAUACGGCGGAUCAGGAUCAUUUCAGAAUCAACAAAUAGAAAUGAUUAACACAUCCACUGGUGAAGUAUCAUUCAGAUUGGCCAUACCACCUCUCGCUACUCUUGUCCUCGAAGAGCAUUUAAGUUGA
Rotaria sp. Silwood2 is the source of this 1863-nucleotide messenger RNA. Lineage: Eukaryota; Metazoa; Rotifera; Eurotatoria; Philodinida; Philodinidae. The record is from the annotation of a GenBank genome assembly.